CAGAGUCACUGCGUGGAUGCCCCAGCAUGGAUGACUACAGAGUCCUGAGAGUGAUCGGGGAGGGCUCCUUCGGCAGAGCUCUUCUGAUUAAGCAGGAAAGCAGUCAUCAGAUGUUUGCCAUGAAAGAAAUAAGGCUUCCCAAGUCUUCCACUGAUAAGCAGAAAUCUAGGAAGGAGGCUGUUCUGUUAGCCAAAAUGAAACACCCCAAUAUUGUCACCUUUAAAGAAUCGUUUGAAGCUGAAGGACAUCUGUAUAUUGUGAUGGAAUAUUGUGAUGGAGGGGAUCUAAUGCAAAAAAUUAAACAACAAAAAGGAAAAUUAUUUCCUGAAGAUAUGAUACUUAAUUGGUUUACCCAGAUGUGCCUUGGAGUAAAUCACAUUCAUAAGAAACGUGUUCUACACAGAGAUAUCAAGUCCAAGAAUAUCUUCCUCACCCAAAAUGGAAAAGUAAAAUUGGGAGAUUUUGGGUCUGCUCGCCUCCUUUCCAGUCCCAUGGCAUUUGCUUGUACAUAUGUGGGAACACCUUAUUAUGUGCCUCCAGAAAUUUGGGAAAAUCUGCCUUAUAACAAUAAAAGUGACAUCUGGUCCUUGGGAUGCAUCCUGUAUGAACUCUGUGCCCUUAAGCAUCCAUUUCAGGCAAAUAGUUGGAAGAAUCUUAUCCUCAAAAUAUGUCAAGGGCCCAUCAGUCCACUGCCAUCACAGUAUUCCUAUGAGCUUCAAUGUCUAAUCAAGCAGAUGUUUAAAAAGAGCCCCGCACAUCGCCCUUCAGCUACAACACUCCUUUCUAGAGGCUGCUUAGCUCGGCGUGUCCAGAAGUGCUUACCCCCUGAGAUCAUCACAGAAUAUGGUGGGCAUAUAUUAGAAGAAACCAAAAGAUCUAUGCAUAAUACACCAAGAAAAACAGCAGACCCGAGCAGAAUUAAGAUAGCUUUGGGAAAUGAAGCAAGCAUAUUGCAAGAAGAUGAACAAGGUGUAAAGUGUAGCCAUACUGAUUUAGAAAGCAUUACUAAAAAUUCGGUUGGAAGUUCAUUGAGGAGAGUAAACAAAGAAGAAAUAGGUAUUAAGUCAGGCCAUCUGAAGAAAGCCAGUUCACCAAGUCCUCAUAGGAGACAGUGGGAGAAAAAAGCGCCGAAUGUGGCUCUAACAGCUUUGGAAAAUGCAUCCAUACUUACUUCCAGUUUGACAGCGGAGGAUGACAGAGGAGGUUCUGUAAUAAAGUACAGUGAAAAUAAUACCCGUAAGCAGUGGCUGAAAGAGACCCCUGAUACCUUGUUGAACAUCUUUAAGAAUGCUGAUCUCAGUCUGGCUUUUCAAACAUACACAAUAUAUAGACCAGGUUCAGAAGGGUUCUUGAAAGGCCCCCUGUCUAAAGAAACAGAUACAUCAGACAGUGUCGAUGGAGAUUGCGAUGCUACCAUUUUGGAUCCAGAGAGACUCGAACCUAGGCUGGAUGAAGACGACACGGACUUUGAGGAAGAUGAUGACAGCUCCGAUUGGCUAUCAGAACUGAAGAGGAGAUCUGGCUGGCAAGACGUGUGUGACGGAUAACGCUCAGGGAAAUGUUUCCUAGUCACGUGGAAAUAUUUCAAAUGAAGAGUCCGUGUCAGAAUAAUAA
Messenger RNA from Tupaia belangeri chinensis (Chinese tree shrew), 1614 nucleotides. It is a transcript of the gene NEK3, whose product is annotated as NIMA related kinase 3. Bases 27 to 1547 code for a protein of 506 amino acids. Gene Ontology annotation, molecular function: ATP binding; protein kinase activity. The transcript has 15 exons. Gene Ontology annotation, biological process: protein phosphorylation. The record is from RefSeq and is a predicted model, not a curated record. NCBI's taxonomy places the organism in Eukaryota, Metazoa, Chordata, Mammalia, Scandentia, Tupaiidae.